Molecule: messenger RNA, 2997 nt
Organism: Diutina rugosa
Lineage: Eukaryota; Fungi; Ascomycota; Pichiomycetes; Serinales; Debaryomycetaceae
Gene: PAP1
Product: polynucleotide adenylyltransferase
Exons: 2
Coding region: 1-2997 (998 amino acids)
Cellular component (GO): nucleus
Molecular function (GO): poly(A) RNA polymerase activity; RNA binding
Source: RefSeq, a predicted model, not a curated record
AUGACUGACACCGCCAGUUUUGGGGUGACUGCACCCAUCCUGGUGGCCAAUCCCACGCCGGCGGAAAACGCCAUCAACGAUGCUCUCAUCAAAGAGCUCAAGCUCCGCAACUCGUUUGAGCCCGAGCUGGCGACUCGGCGUCGAGCCGAAGUGCUCGGCACCUUGCAAAAGAUGGCGGAGGAGUUCGUCUACCGGGUUUCUAAGCGCAAAAACAUGAGCGAGGGCAUGGCGCGGGACGCCGGGGGGAAGAUCUUCACGUUUGGCUCCUACCGGUUGGGGGUGUACGGCCCUGGUUCCGAUAUCGAUGCUCUUGUCGUCGUGCCUCGCCAUGUGUCUCGAGCUGACUUCUUCGACGAGUUCCCCAAAUUGCUUAAUGAACGCCCCGAGCUCGAAGAAAUGACCCCGGUUCCCGAUGCGUUCGUGCCCAUUAUCAAGCUUGAGUACGGGGGCAUCUCCAUCGAUUUAAUCUGCGCUCGUCUCGAUGUAUCGCGAGUGCCAGUUACUCUCACGUUAGAGGAUAAAAACUUAUUGCGGAAUGUGGAUGAAAAGGAUUUGCGACUGCUCAACGGUACCCGGGUCACCGACGAGAUCUUGAAGCUCGUGCCUAAGCUUACGGUGUUCAAGCACGCGCUUCGUUGUAUUAAGAUGUGGGCCCAACAGCGGGCGAUUUACGGGAACGUGUCGGGGUUUCCUGGUGGGGUAGCAUGGGCAAUGCUAGUGGCUCGUAUUUGCCAGCUUUAUCCCAAUGCGGUGGGGGCGGUGAUCGUCGACCGCGUGUUUAAUAUCUAUCAUCAAUGGCUGUGGCCUCAGCCAGUGGUGCUCAAGAAAAUUGAAGACGGGCCGUUGCAAGUACGGGUGUGGAACCCAACGUUAUACGCUGGCGAUCGUCAUCAUUUAAUGCCGGUGAUUACGCCGCUGUAUCCACUGAUGUGUGCCACCCAUAAUAUUGGUCAACUGACGUUCAAGGUCAUCAUGGAGGAAUUUAAGCGAGGCAAGGAGAUUAUGGCGGAUAUUAUUGCCGGCAAAAAGACGUGGGCCGAUUUAUUUGAACGCCAUAAGUUUUUUCACAAGUAUAAGUUCUACCUCUGCGUGGUGGCCCUGACGUAUGGCACCAGUGACCAACAUGCAUUGUACCUGGGGAUGGUGGAGUCGAAAGUGCGUUUAUUGGUGCAGAGGUUGGAAAACGUGGCUGGGGUGGAGUUGGCUCAUCCCUACGUUAAGUCAUUUGAUAAUGACUACUUUUGCGACUCUAAGGAACAGGCGUCGCAGAUUGUGGCGCUGUACGGGGAUCUUCUGGGUGAGAAGCUCGCCGCCAAUGUCGCUACCAAGCGCGAGCUGGAUUCUCAAGUCGAGGUCCACCUUACCAAAUUCUUUGUCGGCCUCAACGUUGACGUUGACAAGUGUGGUGGAGACAAGAAAUUAGAUAUCCAACAGCCUUGUGGCGACUUUAUGAAUAUCUGUAAGACGUGGACGGAGUUUGAUCCUAAGAUCAAUGGCAUCAAUAUCAAAAAGGUCCGGGUGUACGAUCUUCCCAACGAUGUGUUCGUUGAAGGAGAAGAACGCCCGGUGAGAGUAUCGAAACGCAAGCGGGUGGUCGCCAAAGGCGAAGGCGCCAAGAGACCUAAAAGCGAACUGAUAAAGAACCACAGUUCGGCGUUUGAUGGUUUGCUUUCGCUCAUCCCCGCGAAGUAUUACUACGAUGAUGCCACUCAGGAUCAGUGGAAACAGAAGAAGAAACUGAAACAAGAGCAACGCCAGAAUAAGCGGGCCAAGCUUGACCCGCUGUCUAAAGACUCCGCCGACGAUUACGCCAAUGGCCAUGCGCUGGCGAAACACGUCAAGGAUAAUAAGGCGAAGAAGGGUAAGCCUGUGAAGCUCCCGGGGGCUGCAACGCUACGUGGGCCGGUACCGGUGGCGAAGGCUUCCAACGAUGAUGAAGACGACGAUGAGUCCGAAUCUCUGGACUCGCUGAUGGCGCUUGACUCCGUCACUGUUUUCGAUGACAACGGCGAUGAGGUUGAAGAUGCCAGUGAAGCCGCCGAAGACGACGCGGCGGUCGAAAUACAAACCGCCAACGACGACGAUGCCACUACCACCGAUGAGUCUCAUUCGGUGAAGGAGAAGGCUAAGAAUGCUAAGGCUCAGUUACUGGAACAAGAGCGCAAGGCACGGGAAGAGAAACUCGCGGCGUUACGACAGCGGUUAACUCUGAAGAUCUCCCAAAUGAAAGAAAAGCGGAAAGCGGUUGGUUCUAAGGCCGAAGGGGCUCCCAAAUCGCGGCAGCAAAUACUCGAAGAGCGUAAGCGCAAAGCUGAAUUGCGUAAAAAGCGGAAGCGGGAAGAAGAAGAAGAGCAAGCCGACGACAGCGACAGUGAUAACGACGACAACGACAACGACAACGACAACGAAGUUAACGAUGCCGACGAAGUUGGCGCUAAGGAUCUGACGUUUUUCGGUAAUAUCGUGUUUAACGAUGGUACCAGAGUCACCUCCGAUCUCACUAAGUUGCGAAACACAGCCGAGAAGAGAAAGAAGAAAGGUCCGGCCAACAACGACAUCAAGGCACACCUCGCCAUCCUCGAAAAGAAGAAAGAACGCUUUGCCAAGUUACUGCCUGAGCAACAACAAAAGGAGUUAGAGAAGGAGAAGUGGCAGAAGGUGAUGACGCAAGCGGAAGGGGUGAAGCUCAAAGAUGACGAGAAGUUGUUGAAAAAGGCAUUGAAGCGCAAAGAAAAGCAAAAGCUUAAGCUGGAACGCGAAUGGCAAGAGCGGACACAAACGGUGAAGGACACUAAGGCUGCUCGUCAAAAGCGCCGCGAAGAGAAUCUUCAAGCGCGUCGCGACGCUAAGGGGGUUCGGGGCAAGAAGAAGAAGCAGUUGCCGCGGUUGAAGAAGUUUACUGGCAUUGUUAACAAAGCUGGGGGUAAGACUGGGGGCAAAGCCGGCGGCAAGAAGAGGGCUGGCUUUGAAGGCAGUGCGAAGCUGAAGAAAAAGUGA